ACGCCUCCGCCUCCGUCAUCGUGGCAGUGGUUUGGUGAUGCUCUGAGCGGCAAAAACGACAGAAGACGGUUAUCUCGACCAACCUAACAGCAUGGAGGCUAAAACACCUUCGCACGCAUCCACAUGACGUCAUCAGCCGGCGCCUUUAUUUACUUCUGGUCCGGUUAGCCGCUGCCCCGCUGCCCCGCUGCGAUGGAAGUAAACAGGGACGAAGCGGAGCGCUGCAUUGACAUCGCAACUGAAGCGUUAACCAACGACCAGCCCGAGAAGGCGCAGAGGUUCCUGGAGAAGGCACAGAGACUCUUCCCGACAGAGAAAGCCAAGGUGCUGCUGGAGCUAAUAGCAAAGAAUGGAUUCACACCCAGACAAGGCGGCCACGCAGACUUCAGUGGGGUCUCAGGACCUCGACGACGGCAGACCAACAGUGAAGAUACCAGACCUGAGGAAAAGCCUUCAGAGACCUCAAAAUCCUACACGGCAGAUCAGCUAGAUGCUGUGAGGAGGAUAAAACAAUGUAAAGACUUCUAUGACAUUCUUGGAGUUAAGCCAGAUGCCUCUGAGGAUGAACUGAAAAGAUCAUAUAGGAAACUCGCCUUGAAAUUCCAUCCAGACAAGAAUCACGCUCCAGGUGCUACAGAGGCAUUUAAAGCCAUUGGGAAUGCAUAUGCAGUUCUGAGUAAUGCUAAUAAAAGAAGACAGUAUGAUCAGUGUGAAGAUGAGAGGAGGCAUCCUUCGCAACAAGGCCCAGACAAUGGAAACUUUGAUCCAGAUAUUUCGCCUGAAGACCUCUUCAAUAUGUUCUUUGGAGCGGGCUAUCCUUCAAGCAACGCUAACGUGUACACUAACGGGCGGAUGCGUCACCAGAGGCGCGAGAGAAGGGAGCGGCAGCGAGAUGGAGGCCUCGCUCUCUUCGUGCAGGUCAUGCCCAUCCUCAUUCUUGUUAUUGUGUCAGCCCUCAGUCAGAUCAUGGUCAACAGUCCCCCCUACAGCCUCAGCUUCAGGCCGUCAGCAGGGUACACACAGAAGAGGCUGACUGAGAACCUGAAGGUGCCAUAUUAUGUUGGGGAGCAGUUCUCCAAGGAGUUCACCGGAGUGAUUCUGAAGAAUUUGGAACGUACGGUGGAGGAUGAUUAUAUUUCCAACCUUCGCAACAAUUGCUGGAAGGAGAAACAGCAAAAGGAAGGCAUGCUGUACAGAGCUCGUUAUUUUGGAGACAGUGAUCUGUACCAAAGAGCGCAGAGGGCUCGCACGCCGAGCUGUGCCAAGCUGUCCGAAAUCACAGCUUCAUUACAUGGCUGAGGCCGCUUUCAUAAUUAAAAGUUCUCAGAAUCAACACAAAACAUUGGCUGUAAAUAGAUGAGCUUUAACAAUCUGGAAACUGAGGAUGACUCAACGAGCAACA
Scatophagus argus is the source of this 1402-nucleotide messenger RNA. It is a transcript of the gene dnajb12b, whose product is annotated as DnaJ heat shock protein family (Hsp40) member B12b. Bases 193 to 1299 code for a protein of 368 amino acids. Gene Ontology annotation, molecular function: Hsp70 protein binding. Gene Ontology annotation, cellular component: endoplasmic reticulum membrane. Gene Ontology annotation, biological process: cellular response to misfolded protein. The record is from RefSeq and is a predicted model, not a curated record. NCBI's taxonomy places the organism in Eukaryota, Metazoa, Chordata, Actinopteri, Scatophagidae. The transcript has 10 exons.